AUGCCGCUGCUGAUAUUCAAACGGAAGCAACAGAGGCAGUUUAUUCAGGCGAUGUGCCAGCCACGCCGCAGCACGCCGUUUCUAUCCCUGGCGGUGUUUUUGCUGCUGUUGGUGUGUUGUGCCGCUGGGUGCCUCGCCGUCGCUCCCGCCCGGAAGCACCGCUGCGGGUUUGCCGAGAUGAUGGGGAGGGACCCGCCGCCGACUGCGGUGGUGCGUGAUGUGCCGCGCAGAGGACAAGACGCGAUGCAGGCCUACACCGUCGCCGCACAAGGCGUGGGGAGUGAGUGGGCCCCGAUCCGUAUCAAGGUGUCUGCGAAGGAUAUGGACGACCCGUCGAAGCACUGCACCGUGGAGGGGGAUAUGAGCAUGCCUGAUGGCAGCAGGGUGAAGUGCACAGAGGACGAUCUGUUGACGGAGGCGAAGAAGGACAUUGUUUUGAAGCAACUCCUCCCGGCAGCAAUUAAGAUGCACACCGAUCGUCUCUCCGUGAAGCCUAUGGUGGAUCCCAUCCGUAUGCCCAUGCCAGAUGAUGGUAUAGGGGCGUGCAGCGAUUUCACCAUCCCUUCCUGGCACCACACGAUCGGCGUGAGCGGCGCCGACAUGAUCCUCUACGUCAACGCUUUCCUAGGUAGGGAAUUCGUUGCAGUGGCGGAAGUAUGCGCCACUCUAAAGGACGGACGUCCGUACGCUGGCGUCGUAAACUUUGCUCCCCGGCACAUAAGGGCCACUGAUCGCUUUGUUCGUACUGCAGCGCAUGAGAUUGGGCACGUUCUUGGGUUUUCGUUCAAACAGUUUUCAAAGUUCAAUAUGCUCUCCAAUGUUUCCAAUGUGCGCGGGAAGAAGGAGGUGUGGGUGGUUUCCUCACCGAAGGUGAAGGAGCUGGCGAGGAGGUACUACAACUGCCCCACACUUGAGGGCAUGGAGCUGGAGGAGGGGGGUGGUAAGAGAGAAAAGCUGAGCCACUGGAAGAAACGCAACGCAAGGGACGAGUUGAUGGCUCCUGGGGUCCCGUACACGUAUUACUCAGCAUUUACGCUUGCUGCAUUUGAGGACAUGGGUGUGUACAAGGCUAACUACGGCAUGGCGGAUACGUUGCGGUGGGGCAACAACUCUGGUUGCGGGCUGCUGGAAAAUAAGUGCUUGACCAACGGCCGCACCGACUACCCUGACAUGUUCUGCAAACAAAACGUCAGUGACAACAGGCUGCUCUGCACGUAUGAUCGUCUUUCUCUGGGGUACUGUGACGUACUCACUCAACAGCCCCUUCCACCGCAGUUUCAGUACUUUGAUAACCCCAUACAUGGAGGUACUUUGCAGAUUAUGGACUACUGUCCGUAUGUUAUGGGGCGUGGGGCGUCUGGGUGUAUAAACGGUGACUCUAAAAGGUUCCCUGGAAGCUUCAUUGGCUCGAGCUCACGGUGCGUAAAGGGGGAGAGGCUUCUUUUUGAUAACAAAGAGAUUGGCGAUGUGUGUGUGAACACACAGUGCAGUGAGGGUAAGCUGAGGGUGCAGUUCCUUGGCGACGGUACGUGGCACGACUGCAAUGAGGGCGAGACGGUUGCGCCGCCAGGGGGCAAAUGGCGUGGAAGCAUCAGGUGCCCCAAAUAUGCCGACGUGUGCGCAGCCUUCCCUAACACCAGUGAUCUCCCAAUACCAGUCGUUGCCCCGCCACUGGCGGAGAAGCCAAACCCUGCAGACACAAAUGAUGAAUCAGGCGGCACCAAUCGUGAUACCGGUGCCUCGCCCUCAACGCAUCAAUCGCGCAAUACCAGUAAGAAACGCAACCCAACCAGCAUGCGUGAUGAGUCCGGUGCCUCGCCCUCAACGCACCAAUCGCGCAAUACCAGUAAGAAACGCAACCCAACCAGCAUGCGUGAUGAGUCCGGUGCCUCGCCCUCAACGCACCAAUCGCGCAAUACCAGUAAGAAACGCAACCCAACCAGCAUGCGUCGUAAGUCCGGCACCUCGCCCUCAACGUAUCAGUCGCGCAAUACAAGCCAGGAACGCAAUCCAACCAGCAUGCGUGAUGAGUCCGGUGCCUCGCCCUCAACGUAUCAGUCGCGCAAUACGUCGGCGCCUGCCGCUCCAGCAGCACCCACUCCGAACCACUCCGGGAAAAGCGGCGGUGGAGGCAACGGAAAUCGUGGAGAGAAGGAAUUUGGACUCGGUGACACUUCAGUUGUGGCUGUUGGCCUCAGUUCCCUUGCGCUUCUUGCCGUUGCCACCGCCGUGGCGAUGGCGCCUCUCUAA
Trypanosoma rangeli is the source of this 2250-nucleotide messenger RNA. Its product is annotated as leishmanolysin. NCBI's taxonomy places the organism in Eukaryota, Euglenozoa, Kinetoplastea, Trypanosomatida, Trypanosomatidae. Gene Ontology annotation, molecular function: metalloendopeptidase activity. The record is from RefSeq and is a predicted model, not a curated record. Gene Ontology annotation, biological process: proteolysis; cell adhesion. Bases 1 to 2250 code for a protein of 749 amino acids. The transcript has a single exon. Gene Ontology annotation, cellular component: cytoplasm; membrane.